AUGGACGACCACUGGAAGAGGUAUAACGGAGGGGUAACGCAACACGUUGGUUUGCUGCAAGGCCACCAAAGCAAGCGCAUUACCGGUAGCUUUCUUUUCUUUGCACCUGUGGCACCACCAACGUCUUCCAUCUAUGCUCGUUUUUCAUCUGCUGCUCCGAAGUUUGUCCAAGACAGACAGAGGAGUCAGUUCAUCACCUUGUUUUCAUUUGUCGUCGUCGCAUUGCGGGCCGUCGGUUUGGAUCUUCAUAAGUUCACAAGUGGAACUUCGUUUCGAAACCCAUUUGGUUUAGCCAUGUCAGGAUGCGCUUACUGUAACCUCCUCUCAACGGCCCUGAGGUACUUCUCAAACCACGACAACUACUUUGAGGAGCAUAUGAUGCUUGUUGAGACUGGGGCACCCACUGCGACGGUAGAGUCCUUGUUGGCCCCCUUUAUCACAGCGCCGCCUGUCUUGUUUCUGGCCACUGAAGUUCUGAAUGAUACCGGUAGCACCCUCACUAAUCCGUUCGUGUCUUUUCGUACAAUUGUCCCUCGUGGCAGACACCCAAUAAGCCCACGCCGCUCCGACAUACCAACAAUGCCAACCCGACUAUUAGACAUUCAAUUUAUAUUAGCAGCAGUGGUCGUCUCAUGCCUUCUUCCCAAGCUCGUCGCAUGCUACGCUUUUUACAACACUUACCUUCAUCCACUGCGCGAUUUCCCAGGCCCCCUACUCUGGCGAGCAUUUCGAUUUCCCUAUGUGGUCUCAACACAACGAGGAAUACUUCACAGACAGCUCAAAACGUUCCACACCCAAUAUGGGCCGGUUGUGCGCAUCGCCCCAAACGAGCUAUCUUACGCUGAUAGCCGAGCAUGGAAGGAUAUAUAUGGAAAUCGACCCGGCCACUUACCGUUCGAAAGAAACCGAACCUGGUUUCAGAAGAUGACACAUGAUGAGCCAAAUUCGAUUAUGGGUUUCAUAGAAGAAGACCAUGCACGGUAUCGGCGUGCAUUCGCCAACGCCUUUUCGGAAAAAAGCUUGAAAGAGCAGAUUCCCGUAGUCGAGAAAUACGUCGACCUCUUCAUGAAUCAGAUCAAAGGGCCGAUGUUCGAGCGUCAGUGGAAAGAGAAGGCUAUCGAUCUAGCUUCGUGGUUCAACUUCUUGACUUUUGACAUUUCCGGUGACUUUACGUAUGGCGAAUCGUUCGACUGUGUGAAGACUGGUAAGGCGCAUUGGUGGGUUGAAACCACACAAGAUUUUGGUAAAGGUCUUGCUAUGAUUGCUUCUAUCAACCAGUAUCGCCCCAUUGAUAAGCUCUUGCGAUUCGUCAUCCCCAAGAGCAUAUUGCAAAAGUCAAUGAACCAUCGUGAGAUGAGCUAUGCCAAAGCACGGAAGAGACUUGCACUAGACGUGGAGAGACCGGAUUGGGUGCAUCCAACGCAAAAAUACAAUGAGCAAAAAGGUGCAUUCACAGAUGGGGAAUGGGGCAUCAACCUGCUCAUCAUCGCUUUCGCCGCCAGCGAGACCACGGCUAGCACGCUUACCGCCAUCGCAAGAGAGCUAGUACAGCAUAAGGGUGCCCUCCACCGUCUGACAAACGAAAUUCGUGAAGCCUUUCAAACGGAAACCGACAUUACUAUUGCCUCCACGGCUAACUUGGAAUAUCUCAACGCAGUCAUCAACGAAGGCAUGCGACUGAAUCCAGCUGUAGUCAUUGGUGUUCCUCGCAUCGUACCCGAAGGCGGUGAUACGGUCUGUGGGAAAUGGCUACCAGGAGGCACAUAUGUGACUUUCAACCAAUUUCCCGCCUACCGCCAAGCCUACAACUUCAGCUACCCCAACUCCUUCAUCCCUGAGCGCUUCCUCGAGAAGCACAGAAAGGCGCAAGACAAUAUGGCGGCCUUUCAGCCUUUUCAAAUUGGCCGCCACAUGUGCAUUGGCUUGAAGGUCGCUUACGCGGAGAUGCGCGUAGUCUUGGCCCGGCUCGUGUGGAGCUUCGAUUUGCGGCUGGCAGAUGAGGCGGAUAGAUGGGAUUGGGGAGAGCAGAAGACGUAUAUUUUUUGGGAUAAGAAGCCGCUGAAGGUGGUUCUCCGCCGUGCGCAAAAGUCGUAG
Plenodomus lingam JN3 is the source of this 2094-nucleotide messenger RNA. Lineage: Eukaryota; Fungi; Ascomycota; Dothideomycetes; Pleosporales; Leptosphaeriaceae. The record is from RefSeq and is a predicted model, not a curated record.